This is a messenger RNA of Acinonyx jubatus (cheetah), 4121 nucleotides long. RefSeq names its product oxoglutarate dehydrogenase (gene OGDH). Bases 174 to 3290 code for a protein of 1038 amino acids. The transcript is spliced from 24 exons. Gene Ontology annotation, cellular component: mitochondrion; oxoglutarate dehydrogenase complex. Gene Ontology annotation, biological process: tricarboxylic acid cycle. Lineage: Eukaryota; Metazoa; Chordata; Mammalia; Carnivora; Felidae. The record is from RefSeq and is a predicted model, not a curated record. Gene Ontology annotation, molecular function: oxoglutarate dehydrogenase (succinyl-transferring) activity; thiamine pyrophosphate binding.
CCUUGGGGACUUUCUUUCAAGAAAGAAACUGAAACUCAGAAAGGCAGUCCAUAAGUAGAGGAGCUGGCACCUGGCUUCUAGGGGUUUUGUGGGGUUCGUGGAGUCCUGUCGUGUCUCAUUGCUGACCGUCUAGCGGCACAGGGCAGACGCUCGCGAGAGGCUUCGGGACGAGAAUGUUUCACUUAAGGACUUGUGCUGCUAAGUUGAGGCCGUUGACGGCCUCCCAGACUGUGAGGACAUUUUCACAAAACAGACCGGCUGCAGCUAGGACGUUUGGGCAGGUUCGGGGCUAUACCGCCCCCGUUGCUGCUGAGCCCUUCCUCAGCGGGACUAGCUCCAACUAUGUGGAGGAAAUGUACUAUGCGUGGCUGGAAAACCCCAAAAGCGUACACAAGUCAUGGGACAUUUUUUUCCGAAACACCAAUGCCGGAGCGCCCCCAGGCACCGCCUACCAGAGCCCGCUCCCCCUGAGCCCAGGCUCACUGUCCGCCAUGGCCAGAGUGCAGCCCCUGGUGGAAGCCCAGCCCAACGUGGACAAGCUGGUGGAGGACCACCUGGCAGUGCAGUCGCUCAUCAGAGCCUACCAGAUACGAGGGCACCAUGUAGCGCAGCUGGACCCCCUGGGAAUUUUGGAUGCCGACCUGGACUCCUCCGUGCCCGCUGACAUUAUCUCAUCCACAGACAAACUUGACCUUGCAGUUUUCAAGGAACGACUCCGAAUGCUAACCGUAGGAGGAUUCUAUGGGCUGGAUGAGUCUGAUUUGGACAAGGUCUUCCACCUGCCCACGACCACGUUCAUCGGGGGACAGGAGUCGGCGCUUCCUCUGCGGGAGAUCAUCCGGCGGCUGGAGAUGGCGUACUGUCAGCACAUCGGGGUGGAGUUCAUGUUCAUCAAUGACCUGGAGCAGUGCCAGUGGAUCCGGCAGAAGUUUGAGACACCGGGGAUCAUGCAGUUCACCAACGAGGAGAAGCGGACCUUGCUGGCCAGGCUCGUGCGGUCUACCAGGUUUGAGGAUUUCCUGCAGCGAAAGUGGUCGUCCGAGAAGCGCUUUGGUCUGGAGGGGUGCGAGGUGCUGAUUCCUGCGCUCAAGACCAUCAUCGACAAGUCCAGUGAGAAUGGAGUGGACUACGUGAUCAUGGGGAUGCCCCACAGGGGGCGGCUGAACGUGCUUGCCAAUGUCAUCAGGAAGGAGCUGGAGCAGAUCUUCUGCCAGUUCGAUUCAAAGCUGGAGGCUGCCGAUGAGGGUUCCGGGGACGUGAAGUACCAUCUGGGCAUGUACCACCGGCGCAUCAACCGCGUGACCGACAGGAACAUCACCCUGUCACUGGUGGCCAACCCCUCCCACCUCGAGGCCGCAGACCCCGUGGUGAUGGGCAAGACCAAGGCCGAGCAGUUUUACUGCGGGGACACAGAGGGCAAGAAGGUCAUGUCCAUCCUUCUGCAUGGAGAUGCUGCCUUCGCCGGCCAGGGCAUCGUGUAUGAGACCUUCCAUCUGAGCGACCUGCCGUCCUACACAACUCACGGCACCGUCCACGUGGUCGUCAACAACCAGAUCGGCUUCACCACAGACCCGCGCAUGGCCCGCUCCUCACCCUACCCCACUGACGUGGCCCGCGUCGUGAAUGCCCCCAUUUUCCACGUGAACGCGGAUGACCCAGAGGCCGUCAUGUACGUGUGCAAGGUGGCAGCCGAGUGGAGGAGCACAUUCCACAAGGACGUGGUGGUGGACCUGGUGUGCUACCGGCGCAAUGGCCACAACGAGAUGGACGAGCCCAUGUUCACGCAGCCGCUCAUGUACAAGCAGAUCCGCAAGCAGAAGCCAGUGCUGCAGAAGUACGCGGAGUUGCUGGUGUCCCAGGGCGUGGUCAACCAGCCUGAGUACGAGGAGGAGAUCUCCAAGUACGACAAGAUCUGCGAGGAGGCCUUCACCAGGUCCAAGGACGAGAAGAUCCUGCACAUCAAGCACUGGCUGGACUCCCCCUGGCCUGGCUUCUUCACCCUGGACGGGCAGCCGAGGAGCAUGACCUGCCCACCCACGGGCCUGACAGAGGACAUUCUGACGCACAUCGGGAACGUGGCCAGUUCCGUGCCUGUGGAGAACUUCACCAUUCAUGGAGGGCUGAGCCGCAUCCUGAAGACACGCGGGGAGCUGGUGAAGAACAGGACCGUGGACUGGGCCCUGGCGGAGUACAUGGCUUUCGGCUCCCUCCUGAAGGAGGGUAUCCACAUCCGACUGAGCGGCCAGGAUGUGGAGCGAGGCACCUUUAGCCACCGCCACCACGUGCUCCAUGACCAGAACGUGGACAAGAAGACCUGCAUCCCCAUGAACCACCUCUGGCCCAACCAGGCUCCCUACACUGUGUGCAACAGCUCGCUGUCUGAGUACGGGGUCCUGGGCUUCGAGCUGGGUUUUGCCAUGGCCAGUCCCAACGCCCUGGUCCUCUGGGAGGCACAGUUUGGUGACUUCCACAACACGGCCCAGUGCAUCAUCGACCAGUUCAUCUGCCCAGGACAGGCCAAGUGGGUGCGGCAGAACGGCAUCGUGCUGCUGCUGCCCCACGGCAUGGAGGGCAUGGGUCCAGAACAUUCCUCUGCCCGGCCAGAGCGGUUCCUGCAGAUGUGCAAUGACGACCCGGACGUCCUACCAAACCUGGAGGAGGCCAACUUCGACAUAAACCAGCUGUACGACUGCAACUGGAUCGUCGUCAACUGCUCCACGCCCGGCAACUUCUUCCAUGUGCUGCGGCGGCAGAUCCUCCUGCCCUUCCGGAAGCCGCUCAUCAUUUUCACCCCCAAGUCCCUGCUGCGGCAUCCCGAGGCCAGAACCAGCUUCGACGAGAUGCUCUCAGGAACCCACUUCCAGCGGGUGAUCCCAGAAGACGGCCUGGCGGCUCAGAACCCAGCAAACGUCCGGAGACUUCUCUUCUGCACCGGCAAGGUGUACUAUGACCUCACCCGCGAGCGGAAGGCCCGGGGCAUGGCCGAGCAGGUGGCCAUCACCAGGAUUGAACAGUUGUCCCCGUUCCCCUUCGACCUGCUGCUGCAGGAGGUGCGCAAGUACCCCAAUGCUGAGCUGGCCUGGUGCCAGGAGGAGCACAAGAACCAGGGCUACUACGACUACGUGAAGCCGCGGCUGCGCACCACCAUCAGCCGUGCCAAGCCAGUGUGGUACGCUGGCCGGGAUCCAGCCGCGGCUCCGGCCACUGGCAACAAGAAGACCCACCUGACAGAGCUGCAGCGCCUCCUGGACACGGCCUUCGACCUGGACGCCUUCAAGAACUUCUCGUAGACGCUGCCCAGGCCGCCUGAGCCGCCACCCUCCACGCCACGGCCGCCCCUCGCUUCUCCACUAAAGAAUAGUGCCUCAGCGCUGUCCGCACCUCUGCUGUCCACCGCACAGCACACCCUGUCCCGCUUAACGUUAGGCUGCUAUACCCCCAGCGCUUGGCCACCCCCAGGCCAGAUGCCCCCAGGCACCGUGACUUCUGUCCAGCUGAGCAUCCCGCGUGGAGAGGGGCCCUUGCGGGUGUCCCAGGAGGGUCUGCUGUGCCCCGGCCCUCUCACACUGCAGGCCCAGCCUCACACCACCCACCCCAACCCCCAGAGCGGCGGGAGAGGGCAGGCUCCACUGGGGCCCCCACUGCGUGGUGAACCGAGGCGCUGGGUGGGGCUGCGGGCGGGAGGUGGCCUGCAUCUGGCCUGACACAGAGAGGGCAGGUCUGCUCUCUGCGGCAUCCACUUCUGGCCCUCGAGAGGGGCCUGGGCCACUCGUGGGGCCCGUGCACACUGCACCCACCUGGGGCCAGGCCACACCCAGGCCACAGGAUGCGGGGCUCAGGGCCAGGCCAGGGCGUGGCCACUGCCUGCCCCCCGCACACACACCCGCCCCCUCAGCCCACCCUCGUGUCCCGCUUCUCCUGACACCAACGCUGUGGAGACGGAAGCGGUCUUGUCUGUGCCGUGCCGUAGCUGGUCAGGGGGUACAGGAGGUCCGGGGCCAGGGGCGGCUCCCCUCACCCAUCACAGGGACAAAUCUGAUUUAUUUAUUUUGGUUAAAAAAACAAAAACAAAAAUAACUUUGCAUUGCAUUUGGCUUGACCCAUAAACGAAGUUACCCUCA